Messenger RNA from Ustilaginoidea virens, 843 nucleotides. RefSeq lists its product as uncharacterized. The coding region runs from base 1 to 843 and encodes 280 amino acids. Lineage: Eukaryota; Fungi; Ascomycota; Sordariomycetes; Hypocreales; Clavicipitaceae. The record is from RefSeq and is a predicted model, not a curated record. The transcript has 5 exons.
AUGCCUACUGAUACGGAAACGCUGUCGCUUCCUCCGACAACAGACCCGACUGAUUUCGCAUCACCAGCCCCUUGCCCUCUCAAGCAAACGGGUAACACCAACUGGGAGUGCAGCUUGAACGAGCGAGAUUCAGUAGACUGUGAUACCAACAUCACCAGGCCGUGUUCGUUGUCCAAGUCCAAGGUUGGAUGUGACGUAGCAUCUCCAUCUCAGAUGCAUCCUAUGGGAAGACCACAACAGGAUGCCUAUCACGACAACAUGUCGGAUUCUGGAAGUAGCAAUAUCAGCAGCAGCGCCUUCAGUCAAACUACCGUGGAAGAAUCAUGCAGGAGGGCCUUGUCUCAUUUUCCGCGACCAGCCAUUUCCUUUCCUAUGCCGGCGAUGGAAUUUGAUUUUCGAAUCGCUGUCGCCCUGAACCCAGAACCAUCACGCGUGGAAAACAAAGUCAAGAAGGAAAUCACCACUGUGGCGGCAGGACAAUGGUCGGGCUCUUUUGGGAACGGACGUGUCCUUGCAGGAGGGUAUGAUCUGGGCCAAGCCAGGGGCUUUAGACCCAUUCGUAUUGUCGAGGGUGCGUUUGUUCUGCAGACCACAGACCAACCGCCUGCCAUACUUGAGAUGCGAACUCGAGGCUCCCUUUCCGGCCCUUGCGAUGUCCUGGACUCAUUGCUCGGCCUCGGCCAGUCGAAAGAUAUCGACCCGCGCCUGUAUGGCUUCCGGAUGUUUGCGACGGUGAAAACACCGGACAAGCGUUACGCAGAGAUUGUCAACUGUGGCCUGUGGGUGGCCAGUGGCAUGUGGUCUGGCGAAGAGCUCAUAAUUGAUUGCUACCGCAUCACUUGA